UGGUUAUGGGAACCCUUUUGUUCCUUUAAAUUUCUUACAGCCUGUUGGCAUUCAAAGAUCCUCAUUUUUGAGCAUGUACCAGUGCCCAGGGGGUUUUAAAAACAUGGAUUCCACACCUCACAUGGUUAGUCAUCCUUCAACAACAGUCACAGAAAUUAAUUCAGUCAUUGCCAAUAAGGAGAGUGGUGCACUUCUGGCAAAAGAGAUUAUUCAGGAGAAAACACUAGGUCCCAUCAUGAAUAAUACAACAUUGCCACUGCCAACAUCUGAGGAAGCUCUUUUUAGAUCCAGUCCCAACCAUCUAGGCAAACAUUUCGCCUUAAAACCACAUAUGGACUGUUCUCAAUACCAGUCAGUGACAGCCAAAGCAAUGAUGCCUCCUGAUAAACCACAGAUUGGAGAAGCAGAGCCAAAGCAACAAACAAUGCUGCAGUAUCCAACAGAAAGUCUGAUCAAAGCUUUAACCAGCCUUGGCCUUUCUCUUGAGGAUCUAGAAUUACUCAGUCAUUGCCCAGAAAACCAGUUAACAACAGAGAAUCUCCCCUUCAUUAUAAAAGACAUUCAACAGCGCAAAGGAACAAAGGACAUUAAAUAUGGCCAUGCUAGAUGUAUCUCAUCUGAUCAAGUGGGAGAGUCAUCAUACACUCAUGGGGAACAGAGGAAUCCGAGGAUUAUAAAUGGUGAAUGGCAAGAAUCCCAUUCCCAGAGAUCUCUCAGCCCUGAAAGAUGUCGCUCAUCUAAAGUCAUUUAUAAGCACUUCUCGACCCAAUCUAGAACACUAAGAACAAGACAUUCAUCAGGAAGAGGAUCAAAUUCCUUCCUAAAGAGGCUGCAACAUGAGCCUGCUGAGGUCACCGGCUGGAGGCCUGGUUCAGUCUAUUUUCCCCCUCGAUCAAAACGCAGCAUAAGCCACAGCUUUGUCUCUCUAGACUGUAAUAAAGCAAUACAUUAUACUACACAAAGACCCUUGUCCUCUCCACACAGAUCCAACACUUACAAUGCCAUGACAAAAAGUCAUCAACAGUCUUCAUUUCCAGUCAAAUCUGCAAAAUCAGAAGUAACCGCUGAAUCCAUCAACAUUCAGAUGCCAGUAACUAAGACGACUGCAAAAACAUUAGCACAAACUGUAAGUUUUGGGAGGUGUAGGCCUACUAGAAAUACUGAUGGUUAUUGAUGUCAUUAUGGUGAUAACAGAACUUAAAGGUGGGGUAAGCGAUUUUUCAAAAUCGCUUUAGAAAACUGAU
Sinocyclocheilus grahami is the source of this 1244-nucleotide messenger RNA. RefSeq lists its product as uncharacterized. The transcript has 2 exons. The coding region runs from base 74 to 1174 and encodes 366 amino acids. The record is from RefSeq and is a predicted model, not a curated record. Lineage: Eukaryota; Metazoa; Chordata; Actinopteri; Cypriniformes; Cyprinidae.